UGGAUACUGGCGGGGGGAGGGGAGGGGUUUAGAGGAAGCGGAAGUGUUAGAGCAGGCGGAAGUGGUACUGCCCUGAAUACCCUGAGCAGCGAGCAGAGGACGGCUUGAUAAACUCCCAUCGUUCAGAGAAUAAAUCGGGAUUCUUUGUACGCCCCAAAUCCUAAAAGAUGGAUAAGAACGAUCUGGUGCAGAAAGCCAAGCUGGCAGAGCAGGCCGAGCGCUACGACGACAUGGCAUCUGCCAUGAAGGCUGUGACGGAGCAGGGCCUGGAGCUCAGCAACGAGGAGCGCAACCUGCUCUCUGUCGCCUACAAGAACGUGGUGGGAGCUCGUCGUUCAUCUUGGCGCGUCACCUCCAGCAUCGAGCAGAAGACGGAGGGGAAUGAGAAGAAACAGCAGAUGGCCCGUGAUUACCGUAUGAAGAUCGAGUCUGAACUCCAAGAAAUCUGCCAUGACGUGCUGAACCUGCUCGACAAAUUUCUCAUUGUCAAUGCUUCUCAGGCCGAGAGCAAGGUAUUCUACCUCAAAAUGAAAGGGGACUACUUCAGAUACCUGUCGGAGGUGGCCUCUGGGGAUACAAAGAAGGACACUGUGGAGAACUCUCAGAAGGCCUACCAGGACGCUUUUGACAUCAGCAAGAAGGACAUGCAGCCAACACACCCCAUCCGACUGGGCCUGGCCCUCAACUUCUCCGUCUUCUACUAUGAAAUCCUCAACUCGCCCGAGCAGGCCUGCACUCUGGCCAAGCAGGCCUUCGAUGAGGCGAUCGCCGAGCUCGACACCUUGAACGAGGACUCGUACAAAGACAGCACGCUGAUCAUGCAGCUACUAAGGGACAACCUCACUCUGUGGACGUCGGAAACCAGCCAGCAUGAAGACCCCGAAGUCAACGAAGGAGGAGAAAACUAGAGCACACGUCACUGUUGACCCACCCCUACUCUGUCCCUCCUCCUUUUCUCUCCUCCUCUUUCUUCUCUUCCUCCUCCCUUCGUACACGUAAACAGCCUGUUCAUUCCCUCGUCCCACUUUCUCAAACCCAGCCUCCCGAUUUCCCUUCUGUAUAACCAACAGCAUGAAUAGUACCUGACCUUCACAAAUUAAGUUCUAAUAAAGGAGGGGGGAGAAAAGAUGCUACUCCAUCUCCCCCGCCAUGCUUCUGUCCUCCCACCCUCCCCUGAUCAUGGCACUCCAAGGCAGGCCAGCCAGAAAAACGACUGGCGGCUCUAGUUUUCUAGCAUGAAGGGAGGGUUUUUACCCCAAACCACACAAUAAAUUAAUGUUUUAGAGGCCACAUUCACCUGUUUUUACUCCUCGCUUAAUGUUCGCCUCCUUCCCUUCUAUACUCCCCCUCCCCCCUCCCUAACAUCAGUGCGUUCUCUCCCCCUCUUCUCUCUAGCGAGUUAAUGCAUUUAUAUAGUUGUCCAUCCCUUCUCUUUUGGCUUUCUUAGUGUACUGGCAAAUGGCUGGUUUUAUUCCACUUUAAACAAAACAAGGUUAUUAAACUGGCGGUUUAUUUUCAACAAACACUGUGAUGCUUAGUUAUUCCUCCACUUUGCCACCAGAUCCUGGUGUGAUGGCACGGUAUUGGGCUGAGGGUGUGUCCAGACAGCAGUGCCAUUCUGCUGCGGUUUAUACAGAAGGGUCCUCCUACAAGGCUGUAUUGUGACACUGACAAAUCUAAAACCAGGUGUUUUACAUGCUGCGCAAUUUCACUCAUUUUCCUUUCUAACUGGGACCCAGGGUUUUAUUUAACACCAUUCUGCAGAUUUCCAGUUCUGAGCUAAAUAAAAAAAUUGGAAAACUUUAAUCGAAGAAAACUAGCUUACAUUCCAUUUAAAAUCAAAGGCGACUCAGCAUCUGCUAACUCCCUCACAUCCAUUUCCCGUUGGGUUCUCCUCCGUGUGUAUAACAAAUCAAACUCUUUAAUGUCUUUUUGAGAACUGUAAAAUUGUAAAACAUUUUUAGAGCUUAACUGUAAAUCUGUCUUUUGGAAACAAAACGGUUUGUCGAUGUUUGUCCACACCUGCUUGCAGAGAGGCCGUUGCCGUCAGCUGUAGUUGGAUUUGUUUUGGGAGCGUCGCUCCUUCCUCUUCCCCUCCUGUCGUCCUUACGCAUUCUUCACUGCUUGUACUGACAAGUCAGGCACAGUCCCAGGUUUCCACUUGAGAUUUGCCAACUAGAAUGCUUGUUUUCUAGUAUCGCCACCUAAAGGGAGGAUCCCGUAGAUUGACAACUGAACCUGCUGCUACCCUUGUUCCCUAAUUUGAAAUGAAGUAAUUGCAUUUUUUCCUGUUAAGAUGUCGGCACCUGAGAGGGAAAUCUGCGGAGUUCAGGAACUGACUAAAAUGUAGGAGUUAACUCUCCAGACAACCAUCUAUUCAUUUGUGGAAGUGAGAAGCUAGUUUGGAUAAUGGGGAGGCUUCAACAAGAUGUACAUUUGAAUUGGUAAAUCAGGUUUUCAUUUAAAUGAAUUUGCCCCAUCAAUAGCAAGAUGAUGCUAAGAAAACAGACCACUGUCUUCUUCCAGACUUGGAGAAUCAUUGGUGGAAAUCAGCCAAACGCAUUAGAGCUGUCAGAUGUAGAAACAGCCACAUAGAUUUUUGUUCCAUUUCCACUCAGUGUCACAAUAACCUUGUCUUUAACCAUCACGACAUUCCACUCUAGGUGUAGAAAAGUCAUGUGUGUCAAUGUUUUUAUUUUUGCUGGGGACAAAUGUUUUCAUGCACUGAAGUUAAAAAGGUUAAAAAAAUCCUCCCUACCGCUCUUUUUCUCGUUAGCUGAACAAUAAGGCAGUUAUUCUACGCUUUCUAAGAAAAAAAAAAGAUCCCAUGCAGUAGUGAAUGUGGCACCAAGCCUGUCUGUAUAUCUGGUAUCUCAGACCAUUUUGUUUUUACUGACCAGUAUUCUGCUUAAAAUAAAAAGGAAAAAAAAAACAAAAAAACAAAAAAAACAUUUGCUUCUGUGACGGUUUUAUUGCUUAGCGUGCACGUGGUUGUGAGAAUUUAGACUUGGCUUAAGUACACAAAAAAAAAGACAAAAAGACCGCAACAUCCCCUCUCUCCCCUGGGUAUUGACGUAAUUCUAGAUUUGUGUAUGUCUUUUAAAAUAAAAUUCCAACUCUAGUUUCACCUUACAUGUUAUAAAACAGGACAAAAUGUAAAAGACGAUUUAAAGUGAAAUAAAGGUUUUAUCAGUUCCGAA
Betta splendens (Siamese fighting fish) is the source of this 3200-nucleotide messenger RNA. It is a transcript of the gene ywhaba, whose product is annotated as tyrosine 3-monooxygenase/tryptophan 5-monooxygenase activation protein, beta polypeptide a. Lineage: Eukaryota; Metazoa; Chordata; Actinopteri; Anabantiformes; Osphronemidae. The coding region runs from base 168 to 908 and encodes 246 amino acids. Gene Ontology annotation, cellular component: cytoplasm. Gene Ontology annotation, biological process: signal transduction. The record is from RefSeq and is a predicted model, not a curated record. The transcript is spliced from 7 exons.